Miniopterus natalensis is the source of this 5975-nucleotide messenger RNA. The record is from RefSeq and is a predicted model, not a curated record. Lineage: Eukaryota; Metazoa; Chordata; Mammalia; Chiroptera; Miniopteridae.
ACGGAACUGGCUGCCUUUGGGUGCACAGGAUGAUGCUCGGCCAACUGAGCCAGUCCCGCCAGGUCCUGCCGGAGACUCACAUUUGGCCUCCAUGUGAAAUUAAAGUGAACAUCCCACCUGUGUGUGUGUUGCUGUCGGGAUGCUGUGCUUACUCCUGGUCAUGCUUGAAGAGGGAAGUUCCAUGCUAGACGGCUGACUGCCAGCAAAUCAGCGCUCAUCCUCCAUGUCCCGCGUCUCUCCUGCCUCCUGGAGUGAAAAUCCCCUCCACAUACCAACAGAAUAUCAGCUACAGAAAAUGCUCUGUGUUUUAAGGAUGUCAGCCACCUAGAUUCAUGCGCCCCAUCUGUACACUUGUCGUGGAUGGUUUACCAUCUGAAAGCUCCUCCAGCUCUCAUCCAGGCCCAGUAUCUGUCUCUGAAAUGUCUCUGCUUCAUGCGUUGGGUCCAGUGCAGACCUGGCUGGGACAGGAGCUGGAGAAAUGUGGCAUCGAUGCCAUGAUUUACACUCGGUAUGUCCUCAGUCUUCUGCUGCACGACAGCUACGACUACGACCUGCAGGAACAGGAAAAUGACAGCUUCCUGGGCUGGGAGAAGGGAGCUGACAGGAAGUGGGGAAGGAAUAAGAGAAAGUGCUCAGACCUCACGCUAGAGGAGAUGAAAAAACAGGCUGCUGUCCAGUGUCUUCGAUCUGCUUCCGAUGAGAGUUCUGGAAUUGAGACGCUGGUGGAGGAGCUCUGCUCCCGACUGAAAGACCUGCAGAGCAAGCAAGAAGAGAAGAUUCACAAAAAGUUAGAGGGGUCUCCCUCUCCAGAGGCAGAAUUGUCCCCUCCUGCAAAGGAUCAAGUGGAAAUGUAUGUAAGACCGUAUGCAGUGAUGAAGCCUGCGUUUGCUAAAGUCAGACCGAGAAUUGCUGCAUGGUUUACAGUGUCUGUCUGUCGUCUUGUAUGUAGCUACGUAUUUUGUAAUUCAGGAAACAUUUGCUUGUCAUUUCAGCUGCGUGUCCCUGCAGCCCUCACCCCACAGCGGGGAGAGGGACCAGGGCACGGAGGCCUGGCGGGGCCCGCGCUCUGCCCCCCGCGGGGGGACAGCUACCUGGAUGAUAUUCAUCUCUCGGACUUUACGCACUUCUGUGAAGUGGGCGUUGAUCAAUCCACGUUGGAUCCCGGUGCCUCAGACGCGCUGCUCGGAGAAAGUCGGAUCCUGAACAUGAUUCGGCAGAAAAGCAGAGAGCGAACCGACUUCGAGGCAGAAUGUUGCUUAGUGUUAGACGGGAUGGAGUUGCGAGGGGAGCGUGCAAUAUGGACAGAUUCCCCCAGCCCGGCGGGCGCCGAGGGCCUGUCCCUGCGGGACCUGGGCAGCCUGGCCCGGUUCUGGGAGCGCGGCUCGUCCAGCUCGGGCGACGCGGACGGGGAGAGCUUCGGGGGCGAGUCCCNGCGGCCGUCGCCCGCGGGCGCGCCCAGCCCGCACCUGCUCGCCGGCGGCCAGGAGCUCUUCUCCGAUGCGCUCGAGGGGCCCAGCUCGAGCACCUGCUUCUCAGUGUUUGAAGUGCAAUGCAGUAAUUCUAUUUUACCGUUUUCUUUUGAAACACUCAACUUGGGGGAAGAAGAGACAGACUCUAGUGCGAACGUGCUCGGGAGAACCCAGUCCAGGUUGCUGAUUUGGACCAGAAAUAGUGCCUUUGAAGAGAACGAACACUGUUCUAAUCUCUCCACGAGAACCUGUAGUCCGUGGUCCCACUCAGAAGAAACCCGCUCCGACAACGAGACUGUAGGCGUUCAGCUCGAAGAAUCCACGCAGUUCAACGCAGAAGAUGUUAAUUAUGUUGUUCCUAGAGUCUCGUCAAAUUAUGUAGAUGAAGAACUUCUAGAUUUUCUGCAAGAUGAAACUUGCCAACAAAAUAGUAGAACUUUAGGAGAAAUUCCCACGGUAGUUUUCAAAAAAAAAUCUAAACUAGAAUCUGUCUGUGGGAUUCAGCUGGAGCAAAAGCCAGAAAGCAAAACCUUUGAAACUGCACCAGUGUGUGGUGGAAGCAGCCCGCGUGGAGAUGGCUACAGCUCAGGGGUUAUUAAAGACAUUUGGACAAAAAUGGCAGAUAGGAGUCCUGUGGCUCUGGUAGAAGUAGAGAGAGUUGCUGACGAGUUGUUUCCGACAGAUGUAAAUAACUACUGCUGCUGUCUGGAUGCGGAAGGGAAAGCGGAGCCCCUGCAGGAGCCCAGCAAGGCCGUGCAGAGGUCCGAGUACCAUCUGUGGGAGGGACAGAGAGAGAACCUGGAGAAGAGAGCUUUUGUUUCUAGUGAGCUCUCCAAGGUGGACGGUGGUGACUAUACGACUCCCUCCAAGCCCUGGGAUGGAGCCCAAGAGAAAGAGAACACCUUCAUUCUUGGAGGGGUUUACGGAGAACUGAAAAGCUUCAGUAGCGACGGGGAGUGGGCCGUCGUGCCGCCCAGCCACACGAAAGGAAGCUUGUUGCAGUGCGCGGCCUCCGACGUCGUGACUAUCGCGGGCACGGAUGUCUUCAUGACCCCGGGAAACAGCUUCGCUCCGGGCCACAGGCAGUUGUGGAAGCCCUUCGUGUCGCUGGAGCAGAGUGACCCGCCGAGGAGCGGGGAGAAUGGAUUGAAUAAGGGAUUUUCUUUUGUCUUCCAUGAAGACUUACUGGGAGCUUGUGGUAACUUUCAGGUUGAAGAUCCUGGACUUGAAUAUUCAUUCUCUUCCUUCGACUUAAACAACCCAUUUUCACAGGUUCUCCACGUAGAAUGUUCAUUCGAACCGGAAGGGAUUGCGUCUUUCAGCCCUAGUUUUAAACCGAAGUCAAUCCUCUGCUCCGAUUCAGACAGUGAAGUUUUUCACCCCAGGGUAUGUGGCGUGGACAGAACACAAUACAGGGCUAUUCGGAUCUCCCCUAGGACUCAUUUCCGCCCGAUCUCUGCGUCUGAGCUGUCCCCGGGAGGAGGGAGCGAGUCUGAGUUUGAGUCUGAGAAAGACGAAGCCCAUGUCCCCGUUCCUCCUCAGGUCGACGCUUUCGAAGACCCGCAGGCGGACCUCACGCCGCUCGAAGAGGAUGCGGAGAAAGAAGGCCACUACUACGGGCAGUCGGAGCUGGAGUCGGGGAGGUUCCUCCCCAGGCUGAAGAGGUCUGGGAUGGAAAAGAGCGCCCAGACGUCACUGGAUUCCCAGGAGGAGCCAGCUGGGACCCUGCCAGCGGGAAAGCAGAGCCAGUGUUUGGAAUGUAGCAUGAGCGAAUCUCUGGAUAUCAAUUUAGAAAGCUCGGAAGCAAAUUGUAAAAUAAUGGCACAAUGUGAGGAAGAAGUUAAUAAUCUUUGCAGUUGCAAAGCAGGUUGUCAGUUCCCUGCUUACGAAGAUAACCCCGCUCCUUCUGGACAGCUGGAGGAGUUCCCCGUAUUGAGCACUGAUGUACAAGGGAUGACUAGACGUCAAGAAAAGCAGACCUGGUGGGAGAAGGCCUUGUACUCUCCUCUCUUCCCCACGUCAGAGUGCGAAGACUGUUACACAAAAGCCAAGGGAGAGAAUGGUAUAGAAGAGCAUCCAGAUGCUAAAGACAUGCCCUGUAACGAAGAGCAUCCGUUAGAUUUUAAUAGGGUGUCUUCUGUUUAUGAAGCGAGGUGCACAGCGGAGAGAAGCUCUGGAGCGGAGGCAAAGGGCUCCCGCAGGAAGCUGUGCUCCAGCGCCAGCUCCGGCUCUGAAGACACGGGCUCGGAUGGCGCCGGCGAGUGGGCCGAGCCCAGCGAGGAGGAGCUCUUUUCUCGAACUCAUCUCUAAGCCUGCAGAGUAGCACACAUCAUUGUUUAAAAACGAAAUGGGAUGGAAAUUACCCUUUUGUGAGGCUUGUUAAUCUAAAACAACAACUUAGGUUUCUUCUCAAUUAACUGAGUCAGAUCAGUAAUUACCUUUUUCUUGCUUAUUUUAGAGUUGAGGACAGCUAUCCUGUUGAAGAUUUUUUUCUCAAGCUGUUAAAUUCUUGGCUCUUUGAAAUAGACUAGAUUGUGUUGUCAAACCAAGAAUGGGUGUGCAUGUGCUUAUCUCAGAAAUACCACUCUCCUUGCAUCUCACCUGUGGUCACUGUCCCCUCCUUAGCAUCGCAGUGGCUGCGACCACUUCCACUCUCUAGAGACGCGAGCUUUGGGACGUGCGGGCUCUCUUCUCCGAGCACUGGGAUAGAAACAUGUCCCCCGCAGUGGAUCGACGCCUCCCCGAAGACGAGAGGGAGGCGUGGGCGACUCAGAGUGGGCGACUCAGCGGGUCUUCACUCAGUAAGGUCGUGUACAUCGGAAGUAGCAUAGGGCGCGCUUUUAGAGACUUACAGAAUACUGUGUUUUCUCUCUUAGGAUUUCCCCUGCCGUGUCAUGGAAGAUACUGUGGUUUGUGACUUCAUUGCUAACUGAAGUAGCCAAGGAUUCGGGGGGUGGGGUAGCACGUGGGGUACAGUGGGGUGAAAGGGCACCGGCCUAUUCCUGUGUUGUCACUAUAUUGGCACCAGAGCACUGUCCAGGGUUCUCUGUGGCAAGUCUGACAAUACUUGGUGAGGGUCUUAGUUGCAAAUUAUGAUUUUCUCAGCACCUACAUUGAAUCAAAACCCCUAGAACUCAAAAUCAUAAACAUUCGACAUGCAGGAGAGGCCACACCCCAUCACCCAAAGGAUCCUUGGCUGCUGCAGCUGGCGACUCUUGGGGCUGUGAUUUAGUGUAGCUUAGAUCUCCUUUUGUGUUUGAGAGAAUGUUCUGGGCAAGUCGUGUGUGGCUGCCUCGGGGACUUGCUUCCCUUCUCCACGGGGCCAGAGGUCAGUGGAGUCCUUAGCUCACUGCCAUCGCCACCUCUGCUGUGCCACAGGCGGAGUGAGGAGGAGCAGUGUUUGCAAAACCUACACAUUUAAAAUUGUGGUUUUUUAACCAACUCAUUAUUUUUUUAAAGAACAAACAAAAAGCACCUAAUGUGUGAAAUCAGGUUAGCAUGUCUAACAUCAGGAGCGUCAGAAAGGUCUGCUGUGGACAGGACGGCUUCCCCACUGACUUUGGGAGGCAGUGAACACAUCGCAGUCUACCAGCUGCGAGCUGGACUGGCUGAGAAAUACAGGAUUUGUUUUGAGCGCUGGGUUUUGUUGCCUUUUUCUUAGUUGAUGACACAAAACUCCCUCUAAGGCUGUGGCGUUCCCCCGGGCUCUGCGUGCUCACCGAGGACCCGAGGGCCUGGGUCUGACAGUGCACGGCAGGGCUUGUGUGGCACACAUGUCUCCUGACACUUUAAAGUGUGUGUGUGUGUGUGUGUGCGUGCGUGUGGAAGGUUUCACGUUGCUGUUAUUUAUUUAGAGAUUUUAUAAGGUUUUAUGUAUUUUUCUUUCUUCCAGAGCUUCCUAAAAAGUCAUUAGCAUCUGCACUGAAAUAUAACUUAACAGCAAAAGCAAAAAAGGAUUGGGUGUUGUAAAUUCCUAAAAUCACUACCAUGACGAUUGUCCUAGAAGUCGUUGCUUAUGUAGCAGAGACCAAAUAAAUAUAUUUCAGACAACACCUUUAGCCAGUUGAUUUUGGACAGCUGCUUUGAGGAGGAGACGGACAGCUCCAGGUGGGAGAGGCGUGACCUUCCUUCCCCACGAGGGAAGAUGCCUGCACCUUCCACGGGUGGGGAUGGGUUCCAGUGGGCAAGGGGAUUAACAGACUAUGUAUUUAUUUGUUUUCGUAGCUAAGUGGCUGGAGCCCAGAGGCUUUCAGCAACAGAGUUGAAAGUGUGGUUUUUAGUUUUGUGAAUGGAUGAUCACAAAGAUGAAGCAUUUUUAAAAAGUUGGCAAAACGCUGAGACACACUGUGGUAUGAAGCGCAUUGCACAUCCGUAGCACUGAGGUGUCCGUUUUGUCCCGGGCUGAGAUUUCCCCGUGGUUGUAUUGUUCUGAUUUCACGUACACCGAGUAACCGAUUUUUUGUUUUCUUGUGGAGUUAACACCAAAAUAAAAAAAUCUAAAAAACA